AUAUUUCCGGAGCGGGUUCGUUGAAUCUGUCGUGAACCUGCGGGUGCUGUACUGCGCAUGCUCCGCUGCUUCCCGGAAGUUUUGAAUUGUGUUGUCGAAGCGGUAGUUUGUGAGUUUCAGUCCUCGGACACUUGUACGUUCUCCCCCUCAGGCGGUGAGUUCUCUCCCCGGCGGUGAGCUCCCUCCCCGGUGGGUUCUCUCCCUCAGGCGAUCGGUUCCUUCUCGUGUUGUUGUUGUUGAUGUCUCCGGUGACCUGAGGACAUGUCCGACUUCCACCUCAUCCCGGUGGCCGGCGGCGCCCCCGUGCAGCUGCCGCUGGGAGAGACGGUGCUGGGCCGGGGCCCGUUCCUGGGAGUCAGUGACAAGAGAGUGUCCCGACAGCACGCACUGCUGAAGAACCUGAGAGGACGACUGAGCCUCAAACCUACGCACCUGAACCCGUGUUUCCUCCGGUCUUCCCUGAGCGACGACCCUCGACCUCUGAGCAGAGACUCGUGGGUCCGGCUGCAGGACGGAGACAUCCUCUCUCUGUUGCCGGGACAGCUGCUCUUCAGGGUAGAGGAGGUGGAGGAGGUGGACGGAGCCACGCAUCCUAUCAGAAACAGUCAGAUACUGGAGGAAGAGGAGGAACGUCCCUGUUCUCCUGAGCCAGAUAUGGGACCGCCUCAUGAUGAGGAGGAAGAGGAGGAGAAGGAAGAAGAAGACUGUCCCGACAGUUUAAAUCAGCCUUCUCUUUUGUUCCAGGAAGUGGAGGAGGAGCAGCGAGCGAUGAAGACCAGAGUUUUACCUGCGUGGAUGAUGGCGGCUGUCGCUGCUCCACACAGCAGCGUAGUUCAGUCCACUGUGAAGAGAAGUAGAGCACCUGCUGCAGCCAAACAGGCCAUGCCCCCUGCCACCGACUCACCUGGGGGGGCGGGGCUUAGUGAGGAGGAGGAGGAGAAGGAGGAGAGGCCGAGGAAGAAGAAGACGAGGAAGGACGACCCAUCAGAGGAACCGACCGUCCGACAGGUGAGCGACGAGUCUGAAGGCUUCGCCAUGGAGACGGGAGGGGACACACCCACUGAGGAUGUCUCCGUGGCGAUGCCGACACCUGCCCUCGGUGGAUCUGAGAAGGAGAACAGGAAGUCCGUCAGCGUCUCCUCGUCUCGCGUCCGGACUCCGUGUCCGUACGGGACGGACUGUUACAGGAAGAACCCGCUGCACUUCCAGGAGUGCAGUCACCCCGGUGACCCCGACCACGAGGAAGAAGACAAGGAGGACGAGGAGGACCGACCCGAGUGCCCUUAUGGCACCGACUGCUACAGGAAAAAUCCUCUUCACAGGAAAGAAUACAGACACACACAGAGACCGGCUCGCGCCACACGUGCUGCCACACGGAGCCCCGCCCACGAGGAGGACGAGGACAGUUUCAUCGACGACGACAGCGAGGACGCGGGCAGCGACUCGGACUACGUCCCUCCGGACUUAGACGACAGCGGCGAGGAGGACGUGAAGAGACUUCAGAGAGAAGCUCAGCUGUUCCUGAAGAGGAGGAAGUAGUUGACAGGAAUCUGACUCCCGAGCUCUCGGCUCCUCGCGUCUCUUCACCACAUUCCUCACUUCUUCUUCUUCUUCUUUCUCUUUGAAGUCGCUUCCUGCUGCAAACGGGGGAAAAAAAGCAGAGCGGUGUGUUUGCAGGUUUCGUCAUGGCAACGAGAAGCCAAACAACCGGUUGUCACGGUCGGUCGAAGAGAAGAGUUCAACCAUAAUGUUCACGUUCAUAAAGAGAAGGAACGUUUGAUCUUAAUAAUCCAUGAGAACCUUCAGACACGUUUACUUCUUCAGGUUUUAUUUCUCUUCCUGCUCCACUUCCUGUUUUCUUCUGGUUUGAAGACGUGUGAUGAACAUUAAAUCUCCUUGUUGAUUCCACAGUGACACGUUCAGGGUCUCCGACUGAAGUCAGGAGAAACGUGUCCCUGUGACUGUGGACGUUCCUCCGCAGCAAUGCUCUCUGGGAGUUUCACUUCCUGUCUUGUAACUUUGUCUUUUUGAAAAUAAAGUACAUUCAUUUUUUUUACUCAA
Scophthalmus maximus (turbot) is the source of this 2061-nucleotide messenger RNA. RefSeq names its product aprataxin and PNKP like factor (gene aplf). The record is from RefSeq and is a predicted model, not a curated record. NCBI's taxonomy places the organism in Eukaryota, Metazoa, Chordata, Actinopteri, Pleuronectiformes, Scophthalmidae. Gene Ontology annotation, cellular component: site of double-strand break; nucleus. Gene Ontology annotation, biological process: double-strand break repair. Gene Ontology annotation, molecular function: protein binding; 3'-5' exonuclease activity; DNA-(apurinic or apyrimidinic site) endonuclease activity. Bases 262 to 1539 code for a protein of 425 amino acids. The transcript is spliced from 11 exons.